Messenger RNA from Dissoconium aciculare CBS 342.82, 768 nucleotides. RefSeq names its product actin cytoskeleton protein. Gene Ontology annotation, molecular function: RNA binding. Bases 1 to 768 code for a protein of 255 amino acids. Lineage: Eukaryota; Fungi; Ascomycota; Dothideomycetes; Mycosphaerellales; Dissoconiaceae. The transcript has 2 exons. The record is from RefSeq and is a predicted model, not a curated record.
AUGUCCACCACCGUCCACGUCAAGAACAUCGCUGGCGAGACCUCCGAGAAGGAAGUCCGUGACUUCUUCAGCUUCUGCGGCAAGAUCUCCUCCCUCUCCCUCACCCCCGAGACCAGCGAGAAGGCCAGCACCCAAUCGGCCACCGUCACCUUCGAGAAGGAGACCGCCGCCAAGACCGCGCUCCUCCUCGACAACACCCAGCUCGGCCCCAGCCAGGUCCACGUCAGCGCGGCCCAAUCCCUCGACGACCUGAGCGGCGCCCGCGGCGGCGACGGCAAAGACGACGAACUCUCCCAGGAGGACAAGCCCCGCUCCCGCGUGGUGGCCGAGAUGCUCGCCCACGGCUACGUGAUCGGCGACAACGCGAUCCAGCGCGCCCUGGCCCUCGACCAGCAGCACGGCAUCAGCACCCGCUUCACCACCGCCCUCACCCAGUUCGACCAGCGCUUCAAGGCGACCGAGACCGCCCAGGGCCUGGACCAGAAGUACAGCAUCACCCAGCGCGCCACCGACGGCUGGAAGAGCCUGUACUCGUACUUCGACAAGGCCCAGGAGACCCCCACCGGCCAGCGUCUCCGCGCCUUCUACGACCAGGGCCAGAAGCAGGUCCUCGACGUGCACAACGAGGCCCGCCACCUGGCCGCCCUGAAGCAGGGCAAGGACCCCAAGGACCUGGGCGCCGGGCAGACCGCCGCACAGGGCAGCGGCGAGGCUCCCGCAGCCUCGGAGAAGGUGGCCGAGGCCGCGCCGACGGAGACCAAGGCGUGA